Molecule: messenger RNA, 2255 nt
Organism: Camellia sinensis
Lineage: Eukaryota; Viridiplantae; Streptophyta; Magnoliopsida; Ericales; Theaceae
Gene: KAN
Product: Homeodomain-like superfamily protein
Biological process (GO): regulation of DNA-templated transcription; abaxial cell fate specification
Cellular component (GO): nucleus
Molecular function (GO): transcription cis-regulatory region binding
Source: RefSeq, a predicted model, not a curated record
UAUUGUCUAUUUGAAGAAGAAGAAGAAGAUAUGGGGAAGAGUCUUGCUUUUACUUCUCGUCCCUCUUUAAGUUGUCUCUCCUUUAGUCUUGAAAGCAUAACAAGGUGUUUCCUUUUCUAGCUUUAUAUACUUCUUACAAGCAAGUUUCUCUAUCCUAAAUCUCCAAGAAAAUCAAAAAGCUCAAGAACCACUUACAAACACUCUUUUCUUUUCUUUUUUUCUUUAUUUACUGGAGUCAAUUAGAAUUAGCCAAAGAAAGGCCAUCAUUUGGUGAUAGAAUAGGAUCCAAUAAAAAUGCCCUUGGAAGGGAUUUGCAUUGAACCCUCUUCGAACCCAGUUCCUGAUCUCUCUCUCCACAUUAGCCCUCCCGACACUUGUUCAUCGCCAUCGAUUUGCAACAACAACAACAACAUUGGAUUAAACACAAGCUUCGAACUCUCGAGCCGCCGUGAAUCUCACAAGUCCAAAACCACGGUUUGUUUCAGAACCGACACCGAGCUCUCUCUAGCACACCCGGCAAACACAAAUUUCACUGGUGGAAUUGGAGCUGAAGAACAACCACGAAACCUUUAUCAUCAUCAGAAUCACCAUAGCCACCACCCAACCACCCAGUUAAAUCACAUAAACCAUGGCGUUUCGUUGCUCGAUGUAUCGGAUGGGCAAAGGCCUAUAAAGGGUAUUCCGGUGUAUCACAACCGUUCAUUCCCAUUCUUGCCUUUGGACCAUGUUUCCAGAGAUAGAGAUCCCAAGUUGUCCUUGUAUCAAAUGCCCUAUCCUACUACUUGGUCAUCCUCACUAUCACCCUCUUCUUCUUCCCCCUCUUUGUGCUCGUCUUCGCUCUCUCACUCGCCUUCUAAUUUGCCUUAUUUCGGGACUAGUUUAGAUCCUAUGUCUAUCUUGAACUCGGGGCCUAAUGCAUCGGUGUCACCUUAUCGGAUUGGCAGUGGUGCUGGCAGGUUUAACGGGCUAUCUCCACCGUCAUACCAAGUGCACCACCACCAUCACAAUCAGUAUGGUGUUGGGCCUUCUCAUCAUGAGGUCUCUCAUGGGAUGAUGAGAUCAAGGUUCAUGCCCAAGCUUCCGACCAAACGGAGCAUGAGGGCGCCGAGGAUGCGUUGGACGAGCAUGCUUCAUGCUCGAUUUGUUCAUGCUGUUGAGCUUCUUGGUGGCCAUGAAAGGGCUACUCCAAAGUCAGUUCUUGAGCUCAUGGAUGUCAAAGAUCUCACACUCGCUCAUGUCAAGAGCCAUUUACAGAUGUAUCGAACUGUUAAAACCACUGACAAGCCUGCAGCUUCCUCAGGCCAAUCGGAUGGUUCUGGAGAAGAAGAUACCUCUACAGUGGGCAGCUUGAGUAGGCUUAUUGACCAAAGUGGUCCAUCUGAUGGGACUAUGCAACAACAGACAGAUUUCCCUUCUACUACUCUUUGGAGUAAUUCUUCUAGCAGUAGAGAGGCUUGGCUGCAAAACAACUACAAUGAUAUGGAUGGGCUUAGACCGUUAACCUUGCCAUCACAACAAAGAUCCGGACAUCAGAUAGAGGAAAGUGAUUUGACUCGUGUGAAGAGAUAUUUAAGUUCUGAUAUGGAUCAGAAGAACCCAAGCUUGGAGUUCACAUUAGGCAGACCAGAUUGGCAAGACAAAGAACAUGAUUAAAAAAAAAGGACUACCCAGUGCAUAAUAUUCUUGCUAAAAAAGAGUCUAAGGAGAGCAAGAUGUACACAGUUUUACCUCAAUUUCUUGAGUGGCUGUUUCUAUGCAAAGAGCACGACUAAUUAGCUAAUUAGAUGUGGUUCUUUUCAUUGUAAUUUUGCAUUUGACAGUUUCAGUAUCUUCAUGAAUGAAAAGAAGGCAUAGACAUAUCAAGAGGGAUUGGUGAGGACAUAAAAAGAAGCAUUAGUUCUUCCAUUCCAUGCAUGUUAAGUCUCCUUUGUAUUGGACAUUCUUCUUUUCUUUUCCUUUUACUUUCUCUUUUCUUUUCUUUUCUUUUUUUUUUAUGUUAAGCCAUGCAGGGUUCCCUUUUUUCUUUUUUUUUUCUUUUCUCCGUGCCCCCGGAAGAAUGUGACAGUGGCAAGCUACCUACAUGGAAAAAGGAAGGGGGUCGGUUGCUUCUGAGUGAGUUUUUAGGUUUCUUUCUUUGUGUGCGUGUGAGUGAAAUGUGAAUCUGGUCUUAGAGUAGAUACCAUAAUAUGAGUUAGAGACUUGUUAUAUUCUUAUAUAUAGUUAUAGAAUCAAAACUAAGAGAAAGAGUAUGUUCA